UAAUGUCAUGCCAGGCCGCAUUCAAGCGCAUGCGCUGUAUUCCUUAUCACACACAUACACGCUCAACUAGAAGAUUCCUCAGCUCUUGAAAAACCCUCCAGCCCAUGUCCUCUGUCCUGUGAAAUACUCGGCUUGGUUUAAUCCGUGUGUCUAGUCAGACCCUUUUAAUAGGAGCCUCAUCUCAAUGUCCGGGCACAACUGGAAGGGCUUGUGGGUUUAUCGAAAGAGAUAGGGUUUCAGGCGGCAGGCUAAACCCCUCGCGGCUUUAACUGCACCCGUCUGUCUUGUUAAAGUGGCUCAGAGUGGGAACGUGUUCCCCGUGUGUCACUCAGUCUGACGUCUCUCUCCUUUUUCUUCCUCGUCUCCCUUCUGUGUCUCCUUUCACUCCCUGUCCAUUCUCCAGCACGGACACGGCCCACCAUGGCAGCUCCGAGCGGCUCCGGCGGAGUCGAGGUUCUCCUCAACACGCUGCAGACCGCCGGAGACAAUGAAAGCAUGCUAAAGGUCCUCAAUGUCCUGGAUGAACUUUUGUCAGCAGGCACCGACAGACGGAUUCAUUAUAUGAUAUCGAAAGGAGGCAGCGAGGCUCUUUUGACGGCUCUGGUGAACUCCGCCCGUUGCCACACGCCCAGCUACACCAUCCUGCUACCUCUGCUGCACCUGCUGGCCAAGGUGGGCCACAGAGAUCGUCAGAUUGGUGUGAAGGCGGAGAAGACAGAUGCAGUGCUACUGGUCCUUGAUUUGCUAAGGCAGAAUGUAACAAACCCCAGGAGAGCCGCAGCCUGUCUUUGGGUUAUCCAAGUCUUCUGUUCUUCUGUGACCACGGCGGUCUUGAUGGGAAGGAACCGAGGGCUGUACGUGGUCUUCAAGCUUAUUUCUUCGCACACAACCAAGCACUUGCGUACUGUUAAGGCGGCCGUUGAUGCUUUUACGGCGCUGUUACGCUCAAAAGUCAACUGUCGGACUGCCGUUGCCAAAGGCUACGUCUCUGAUCUUCUGAAGCUCUAUGAAGACUGGCACAACAACGAUGCCAGCUUUGAGAACAUUCCUAUCCGCAGAGCCCUGUUGCAUUGUAUGCAUCGUGUCGCUAACACGAGUGCCGGAAGGGAGGCCCUGGUCGCCGAGGGUGGCAUGAGUCUUCUCUUCCAGACCACUCAGACCUUCUUGACUGUUAAAACUUUGGAGUCACUUGUGGAGCCCGCAGUCCAGCUAAUGCGGAAGUGCUAUCCCAAAGUCCCCAUUCCUGUGACCUCAGAUAAGAGUGUCUACAGCUUUCCUCUUCCUGGUAGGCCUGUCGAUGGCUGGGUCGCUGAUUUAGGACCCUACGAUGGCAGUUUAGAAGAUGACAGUGACGAGGACACGGAGAACGAGGAUCCAGACAAGGACUACGAGGAUGACCUGGAAACAGAUGUCAACAAGCUGCGUCCCCGUCCGGAGCCCGACAGACCCCUGGAGCAGCUGGGUCAGUAUGUGCGCCUCUGCCCCGAGCUGCACCAUGACUUCCAGGACUUGGAUUCCAGCUCUGAGCUUGAUGAAAGCUCAGAUGAAGAUGAGAAUUCUCGUGGCAGAAGAUCUCAAGCAGGCAAGGGGGAAUCCUUGUCACCCAACGGUUCGGAUUCUUCCAUCUCCCUUGGGGUAGACGACAAGAACCCUGGUUCUGAGGUAGAGCGCCAUCUCCAAACCAGAGAUUUUCAAAAACAUUACCUCAACUGUUCUGAGAACAGCCAAGAGGGCCAUAGUAGCAUGGUGGACAGGCUUUUGGAGAAGUAUGGGACCUGUAUUCCCAACCACGAUCCACGUCUGUACGCCUCCACUGCGUCCGAUACCAAAUCUAUUGCUGGAUACUCUAUCCUGGCUUUCCCUGACUUCUGGGGUCACUUGCCACCACAAAUACAGGAGCCCAUGGCUAAAAGACCACCACACGUUCAGAGAAAGAAAGUUUUCGAAGACAUCCAGCGUCUUCUCUCUACAGAGGACAUCAUCAACAAGGAUGUUUUCGACCUGGAAGAUCCGAGUCUGCAAGGUUCCACUGAAGGGUGUCCCAACUCCCUUCGUUUCUUUUCCAAAUUCGAGAGCGGGAACCUGCGGAAAGCCAUUCAAGUUCGCAGUCACGAAUAUGAUUUGAUCCUCAACGCCGAUGUCAACUCCUCCGCACACUAUCAGUGGUUUUAUUUUGAAGUCAGUGGUAUGGUGGCCGGAGUGCCUUAUCGAUUUAACGUCAUCAACUGUGAGAAAGGAAACAGCCAGUGUAACUACGGCAUGCAGCCUGUGUUGUAUUCUGUUAGAGAAGCUCUGGAGGGAAGAGCACACUGGGUACGAUCAGGCUCUGAGAUCUCCUAUUACAGAAAUCAUUUCUGCCCAGGAGGAGGUCAAAAUUCUCAGUUUUACACCUUGACGUUCACAGUGACCUUUCUUCACGAUGAUGACGUGUGUUACUUGGCGUACCACUACCCCUACACCUACUCCAACCUCCAGACCCAUCUGAAGAUGCUGGAGAAUUCGGUAGACCCACGAAAGGUUUUCUUUAGACGUCAAAAUCUCUGCGACACAUUGGCGGGGAACUCCUGCUCUUUAGUGACGAUCACAGCUUGCCCCGCUUCUAAAGCUUGGAAAGACCUGCACCAGCUGCGUAACCGGCCAUGUGUGGUGCUGACGGCGAGGGUUCAUCCAGGGGAGAGCAAUGCCAGCUGGGUAAUGAAGGGCACGCUGGAGUUCCUGUGCAGCGAUGAUCCUGUGGCAGAGAGCUUGAGAGAAGCCUACAUCUUCAAAGUUAUCCCCAUGCUCAAUCCUGAUGGGGUCAUUAAUGGCAAUAACCGUUGCUCUCUGAGUGCCGAGGAUCUCAACAGGCAGUGGCUAAAACCAGACCCUAUUCUGAGCCCGACGAUUUACCACACCAAAGGGUUCCUGUAUUACCUCAACAGCAUAGGCAGAACUCCACUGGUGUUUUGCGAUUACCACGGCCACUCCAGGAAGAAGAAUGUGUUUCUGUACGGCUGCAGUAUGAAGGAAACGCUGUGGCAGUCUGGAUCUACCAUUAACACAGCCUCCCUGAAAGAAGACCCGGGUUACAGGACCAUCGCUAAAACUUUGGACCGAAUUGCUCCUGCAUUCUCUUUCAACAACUGCAACUAUCUGGUGGAGAAGUCCCGGGCGUCCACGGCGCGGGUGGUGGUUUGGAGGGAGAUCGGAGUUCUCCGGAGCUUCACUAUGGAGAGCACUUACAACGGCUGCAAUCAAGGGAUCUACAAGGGUCUACAAACAGGGACGCGGGAGCUGGAGGAGAUGGGAAUGAAGUUUAGCCAGAGUCUCCUCACCCUCAGGAGGAACUCCAUCCAAUACAGCAGUCGUCUGAUCCACAACGCAUCUGCCCUGCUGGAUCUGGAUGACAGACUCCUGGACCACAAAUCCAAUAAUUGCUUCGAGGACGAUGAACCACCUUGCCCAGAGGAGAUCCAAUACUCAUCCUGCACUGACCUGUUUGGAGCUAAUGAUCUGGACACGGAGGUGAACGUUAACAUGUCCAGUAUUGAGGAGGAUGAAGGCAAGAAUGAGCGACGGCUUACCGACAGGAAGUCACAACAACUUCCUCACUUCCUGCAACAAGAUGCAAUGGAAACUUUAAGCAUCAAGAGUGGACAGUGUAACAACAUGGACAUCAGUAACAGAUACUUUUAUUGAAGUUAUAUUGUUUGUCUUAUCUGUUAUUUAUAUUUUCUAUCAAUAUAGAGUGUCUUGAGUGUUAGCUUGUCUUAAAGGAACAGUUCACCCAAAAAUAUUACUUAUCCUCAUUAUUUAUAUUAAUAUAAUAAAGUAUUAUAACUUUUGUGAUUGUUUAUUUCUUUUAUGGAACACAAGGCAUAACUUAUUGAGUAGUUGGAUUCAUUACUUACAUCUCACUUUAGCACGUAAUAAAGCACUUAAAGAGAUAGUUCACCCAACAUUUUUUAUUCUGUCAUCAUUUACUCAUCCUCUCAUCAUUUCAAACUUGUUUGACUUACUUACACAAACACAAAAGAAGAUAUUUUGAAGAAUGUCUGUAAUCAAUCAACGGCGGUACCCAUUCACUUCCAUUGUAUGGACACGAAACCAAUGGGUGUCAAUGGGUCUUUGUUCAUUUACCAAGUUUUUUCAAAAUAUCUUUUGAUUCAUGCAUGUUUGAAAUGAUACAUUUUUGGUGAACUAUCCCUUUAAAGUUUCUGUGCUUUACUGAUCAUUUUAAGCUUCUUUAAAAAAACAAUCAAUAUUUUGUAUUCUCAAACAGCAAGACAAUAAUUUAGGUUUAGAACAACAACUCCAAAUGAUCACCAUUUUUGGGUGAACUGUUCCUUUAAGGGUCAUAUCAAAUUAGAUACCGAGGUCUUGAAUCACAGAAGGUAACAUGAGGUUUCAAAAGUCACGUGUGUUCUGCGAAUCUAAGAUGAUGUAUGUAAUGUGCAGAACAACACUUGAACAGUAAUUCACAUUCGUGUACUCGUAAUAAUAUGAUAUGCCAAUCGUUCGGUCUUUGCAAUGUUCCAGCUCAAAUCAUGACAACAUUAUGGGUUGUUUACAGCUGAGUAGCUUACUGAGAAAUGCAAGAGUCUCUGUUACAUAACAGGAUAUGUUAGCACUGCAGAUGAAGUUUACUUUUAAUAAUAUUUAUUAUGUUAACGUUUGAACAUUUUUGUUUUCGGUACGUUCUAUUUUUCUAACUAGUUUAGAGAGUAAAACAGUUAUUUAACUUAUAUUAACAUACACAUAGUUAAUUAAUACAAUGAAUAUACAAUAAAAUAUUAAUAUAAAUUAACAUGAAUAAACAUUUUCCAGACAGGGAUUUUCUUAAAACAGGACUGGGCCUUGUUUUUCCAAAAAACAUUACUGGUGUGCAUCUUGAGACAAAACAAUCUUACUGAUAUAUUUUAAGAUAUUCAGUCUUUUUCGAUGAAAACAACUCUAACAUUUAAAUUAGUCUGGGUCUAGUCCAGGAAACCGCCCCCAAAUUUAAACGACUUGUAUCCAAACACAGACCGGACGUAAACUUCGGGCUCACUGUUCUGAUGAAACCGUCUUUAACCUCACAGAUAUUAUUACAUAUAAUUCAUUGUUGGUCCAUUUUAGAGCACAUAUUGAAAGAGUAAAACGAGAUAGAUGCUUUAUUUGACUUAACUCAGUCUGAAAUAAAGGUUGUUUGUGGUCUUUUCUUAUCCUAUCAAAGUAUUUUAUAUCUGCAUUGCUUCAAAAAAAUCAUUACAAAAAAUGAAGCAUGCACAUGUAAACCUCAGAGUGUUUUACAGAACCUUCGAAAAAAUGAACAGCCUCGCUACAAAGAUUCAAGUCAGUCCAUUUUCAAAUUCAGCAGCCAAUCAGAAGAAUCAGAAGAAAGCAAUUAAAUGCUGACACUUUUAGCUCGAAGGGAAAUCUGCCAUUGCAUAUUAACCACGGCUUUAACUUCUGUCUAGAUGGAAGAAGAAAGAUUGCAACACUGUUUAUGCAAUUAAAUUCAUCAAACUUUU
This is a messenger RNA of Triplophysa dalaica, 5492 nucleotides long. Its product is annotated as cytosolic carboxypeptidase 4. Bases 421 to 3678 code for a protein of 1085 amino acids. NCBI's taxonomy places the organism in Eukaryota, Metazoa, Chordata, Actinopteri, Cypriniformes, Nemacheilidae. Gene Ontology annotation, biological process: proteolysis; C-terminal protein deglutamylation; protein side chain deglutamylation. Gene Ontology annotation, molecular function: zinc ion binding; metallocarboxypeptidase activity. The transcript has 23 exons. The record is from RefSeq and is a predicted model, not a curated record.